Messenger RNA from Leguminivora glycinivorella, 714 nucleotides. RefSeq names its product UPF0545 protein C22orf39 homolog. NCBI's taxonomy places the organism in Eukaryota, Metazoa, Arthropoda, Insecta, Lepidoptera, Tortricidae. The record is from RefSeq and is a predicted model, not a curated record. The coding region runs from base 184 to 660 and encodes 158 amino acids. The transcript has 4 exons.
AAAAUGACAUUGCCCCGCCAGUGGCGCUAGUGCUGUAUAAUUCAUCUGGUUGUCAAAUUUUGAAUACCAAAAAUUGUAAUUUCUUAAUUUAUGAAACAAACUGAACAAGGUUAUGUUUCGUCGGUCUCCAAUAUCUGCUUAAAACGUCGUUAACUUUGUUAAUGUUCUAAAUUAUUCGUGAAUAUGUCGCCAACGAGUAGUGAAAACAGUGCAGCUAACGAAGAAACGACUAAGAGCCAAGUAGACCUCGAUACAGACAAGUGGUUUAUAAGAGACUGUGAAAUCUACAAGGAUGAGUACAAAGAGUGCACAAGUUUCCGUGGUCGUUUCCACCAGUACUUCAUUUUUGGCGAGACCCUUAACUGCAACCAAUGGAAGAAGGACUAUGAUAACUGCUGCAAGUGGGAAUCUGACAAGGAUGAGAAGGCAGCAGCAGCACUGAUAGAGAGUGAAAAGGCGCGUCGCAUGGAAAGACUAAAAGCUCACUACAGAAAUGACAUUUGGAAGAAGCGAGAUGGCCCACCUGAUGACUGGGCUAAACCUCUACCGGAGUGGAUGCAGAAGCGACAAGAGAACACAUUCCUGGACCAUAAGGCUAAGGAAUAUAGAGAAGGCACUCUAGGAGAGACUCCUGGCGGAUGGGGGUGUUCAAUCAUGUGAUAUAUGUACAAAUUAGUAUUAAUAUUUAUUAAAUACAUAGGUUUUUGAGUUUAA